Bradysia coprophila is the source of this 1246-nucleotide messenger RNA. RefSeq lists its product as uncharacterized. The record is from RefSeq and is a predicted model, not a curated record. Lineage: Eukaryota; Metazoa; Arthropoda; Insecta; Diptera; Sciaridae.
CUGGAGAGCGAAUAAAGAGAACAGGACAAGUGAAUUGUAGAUUUUCCGUACAGCACGGUCUCAGACGAAUUAUUUGGUGAAAACGACCGCACCGCAUACGAAAUAUACAAUCAGUUUUCCGCACACACAAAAAAUUAUCAAUUUUCUUGUCCUUCAAGAGUGUUUUGUUAUCAAUAAUGUUGCUGGAAAUGUGUUAUUGAAUUGUAAGGAAAAGUUCGUGUACAACUUGUAAAAUGUUAAAUUUCGAUACCAAGUGGCACAAUUUCUGGAGUGUGCUAUCAUCGUUCAACAACCACACGGAAUAAACGAAGCGCCAUGCAAGCGCUUCGAUGGCUUCCCGGCUUAUGUGGAGGCCUCGGACCCGCAUUAAUACCACCUGCUCACAUCGCUAUGCUCUGGUUUUUCUGGCAGAACUAUGCUCGAUAUGUCGAUCAACGCUUUUGUACAUGCUCAUGCUGGGAUACUGUGUUCAAAGGUACAUACGAGUCCGGAAUUGCGUCAUACAAGCACAUGUACUUUAAUGCGACGCAGAAUUCGUUAAAGAUAUGGGUACUAAUCGUGCUUGGAAUUAUUGCAAUGUACGAGUGCAUCAAGCUGUUGGUAUUUUUGAUCAUUCAAAACAAAGUUAGAUAUUCGAUGGUUGUACUGUUCAGUUUAUCGAUUUUUUCCCACUAUUACGGCUGGUGGGCUUACAUCAACUAUUACAAUGACGAGUACUACAGCCAGUGGAAUCACCAAUUGUUUUUUAGUAUAACCGAAUUGAUUUCGACUGGUAUCGUGAUCCAUUUAGCAAACAUUGAUAAUCAAGUGACUUCACGUAAGACAUUUUCCAUUGUUGGCAUUUCAAUUUUGCAUAUUAUGGCUAGUGGAUUUGAUCAAUUCGUUUCGAAUGUAUUCAAGGGAGAAGGCUAUCCACACCAGGUUGUCCGAGAUAUAGGAUUCAUGGUUCCCGAUGUGCUCCAUUUUAUAUUGCCGUUGUGGCUGUUACGUACGACUCGUUUAGAAAGCUACACCACACGACCGUUUUACAUCGAUCGCAACAUUCGCAGAGAUUUGAUUGCGAUGCUAUGCAUUGUCGCCAUUUCAUUUACAUUUUGUUCCUUUCUGUAGGAGUUAGUAUGGUAGUACCAUAAACAAUGCUCACAACUAUAACUUAAUCAAAAACGUAGAACUCUAGUUGGACUCAGUUGCAGUGACAAAAAAUUCGUUUAGUUUAGUUUAGUUAGUAGAUAUGUGACCCAUAGAG